Messenger RNA from Harpia harpyja (harpy eagle), 1039 nucleotides. RefSeq names its product glycine-N-acyltransferase like 3 (gene GLYATL3). The transcript has 4 exons. The record is from RefSeq and is a predicted model, not a curated record. Lineage: Eukaryota; Metazoa; Chordata; Aves; Accipitriformes; Accipitridae. Gene Ontology annotation, cellular component: mitochondrion. The coding region runs from base 22 to 777 and encodes 251 amino acids. Gene Ontology annotation, molecular function: glycine N-acyltransferase activity.
CCGCAGGUCUACGGGGCGGCGAUGAACAUAAACCGGGGGAACCCGGGGCAGUUCGAGGUCGUGGUGGACUCGUGGCCCGACUUCGGCGCCGUGCUGGCGCGGCAGAGCGGAGAGAUGCCGGUGGAUGACUGCUACAGGAACAUGCACGGGGCUUUCUACCGGGAUGUGGGUGCCUACCGGGCGCUGCUGGAGACCCCCGGCUGCCUGCGCUGGGACACCGCCUUCCACAUCUUCGGGCUGCAGGAGGGGGUGGCCACGGUGUCACAGGCCAUCGCGGGGACCAAGGGGAUCGAGCUGGAGAUCUCCGAUUACUACACCUACGUGCACCCCGACCCCAGCACCAUGCCCGAACCCCGGCUGGACCCCGACGUACGGGUGGGUUCGGUGAGCCCGGCGCACGUGGAUCUGCUGAACGAGACGUGGACGUACGGGGGCAACGCGCGCAGCCGGCGGUACUUGGCGGAGGUGCUGAGUCGCUUUCCCAGCCUCUGCCUGCAGGAUGGGACCGGGCAGCCCGUCUGCUGGGUCCUGACCGACCCCUUCGGGACGGGGGCCCACGGCUACACCCUACCCACCCAUCGCCGCCGUGGCCACAUGCGGGCGGCGCUGGCCCUCGCCGCCCGUCGGGCGCAGGCCCGUGGCUUCCCCACUUUUGGGCACACGGCCACGGGCAACCUGCCCAUGCAGCGGCUGCAGGAGGAGCUGGGCCACCAACGACUGCCGGGGCUGUGCCACUUCGUCCUGCACAACCCCAGCCUGGGCAGGGCCGGACCCUGAGUUGUUCUCCCCCUCCCCGGUCACCCCCCCUGCUGUGGGGCAAGGAAAUCCCCAGGCUGUGGGGGCAAGGAAGAAAACAAAAAGCAGUGUAGACUCUCUGAUGGCUGCUAUAGGGUUGUGUCUGCCUCCGGCACCGGUUUUCUCGCACCUGGCUCGGCACCGGCCGUUGCACCCGUGAUCCGGUUUGGUGGCUCGGGCGGUGGGGUGUCACCGUCCCUGGGGAGUCACCCUGUCCCUCUGUGUCGGGACACGCACCGCAGCC